GGGGGCGGCUGCGGGAGGUUCUCGCCCAGGUGCAGCAAACCCCACUGAACUUUGGACUUUGGAGUCGGCUGUCUGUGGUCUAGGCAGCAGGACACCAUGAAGCAGCUGCCAGUCUUGGAGCCUGGAGACAAACCCAGGAAAGCAACAUGGUACACCUUGACUCUCCCUGGAGACAGACCCUGUGCUCGAGUUGGUCACAGCUGCGCAUAUUUACCCCCAGUUGGUGAUGCCAAGAGAGGGAAGGUCUUCAUUGCUGGGGGAGCAAAUCCAAACAGAAGCUUCUCAGAUGUGCACACCAUGGAUCUGGGAAAACACCAGUGGGAUUUAGCCACCUGUGAGGGCCUCUUGCCCCGGUAUGAGCAUGCCAGCUUCAUUCCUUCCUGCACACCUGACAGUAUCUGGGUAUUUGGAGGUGCCAACCAAUCAGGAAAUCGAAAUUGUCUACAAGUCCUGAAUCCUGAAACCAGGACUUGGACCACACCAGAAGUGAUCAACCCCCCACCAUCCCCAAGGACAUUCCACACAUCAUCGGCAGCCAUUGGAAACCAACUAUAUGUCUUCGGGGGUGGAGAGAAAGGCGCCCAGCCUGUGCAGGAUGUGAAGCUCCAUGUGUUUGACGCAAACACUCUGACCUGGUCACAGCCAGAGACACUUGGAAAUCCUCCAUCUCCCCGGCAUGGUCAUGUGAUGGUGGCAGCAGGGACAAAGCUCUUCAUCCAUGGAGGCUUGGCAGGGGACAAAUUCUAUGAUGAUCUCCACUGCAUUGAUAUAAGUGACAUGAAAUGGCAGAAUCUAAGUCCCACUGGGGCUGCUCCAGCAGGCUGUGCUGCCCACUCGGCUGUGGCUGUAGAGAAACACCUGUACAUUUUUGGUGGAAUGACUCCCUCUGGGGCACUGGACACGAUGUACCAAUAUCACACAGAAAAGCAGCAUUGGACCUUGCUUAAAUUUGAUACUCCUCUGCCCCCUGGACGAUUGGACCAUUCCAUGUGUAUCAUUCCAUGGCCAGUGAGGUGUACUUCUGAGAAAGAAGAUUCAAAUUCUGCUACUGGAAACUGUAAAGCUGGCAAAGGGGAUUCAACUGACAACGGAGCGACUGAAGGUGGUGACUCAUGUGAGGAAAGCCAAAGUGAGACAUUGCUGUGUUUUGUGUUUGGUGGGAUGAAUACAGAAGGGGAAAUCUAUGACGAUUGUAUUGUAACUGUAGUCGACUAAUAAAACCCACAUUUUUAUGGCUUGUUA
This is a messenger RNA of Carlito syrichta (Philippine tarsier), 1242 nucleotides long. RefSeq names its product Rab9 effector protein with kelch motifs (gene RABEPK). The record is from RefSeq and is a predicted model, not a curated record. The coding region runs from base 97 to 1215 and encodes 372 amino acids. NCBI's taxonomy places the organism in Eukaryota, Metazoa, Chordata, Mammalia, Primates, Tarsiidae. Gene Ontology annotation, molecular function: protein binding. The transcript has 8 exons.